CAGUGACAACGAACAUAUCUUACAAGAUGUGAUGAACGCCUGCAUCCGCGUGUCGAUAUGCCUGUUGAUUGAACUUUAAUUUGCAAAGGAUUAUGGCUACGAAAGUUGUAUAUUUUACUGUUGAUGGAAAGCCGGAACAAGCCGAAUUUAGAUCGGACGACACGGCAGACGAACUGAAAGAGACUUUUCGAGCAGCUGCUGAGGCCAAUUCAGAUGACAUACUGAAGCUUUACAACACUAAAGGCAACCUUAUCAAUAUAUCUCCAAAGUUACCUGAGAACACCCCUGAUACUCGCUACAAGUUAGAAGUGGUCGCCCUUCACUGUAAUGACAAUGUCUUGGCAACACAGUUUGGGGCAGUGAUCACAAACUUAGAAUCAAGAAUAGAAAUGUUGGAAAAGAAAGUUUUUGUAGAAAAUGGAGAAAUUCCACCUGUGAUAGGGGAGCUGAAACACAAUGUGGAAAACUUCAGAGAAAAACUAGAGGGUGUUGACCAUCUAAGUUGGUUAGGACUAUUCAAAGACAUUUCCUGUGGAACUUCAUUGAAACCUUUCUGGGACAAGUCACAGUCAAUAAAGAAGACAGAUGAACACAACAGAAUUGUGUAUGAAAAAUUCAAAAAAAUCAGUCAAGUACAAGUAACAGAUGAAGUUCGAGAAUAUCUUCGUAAGCCUACCUUUGAUAACUGGCAGUGGGACGAUCCUGAAAUGAUAAUCCUACUGCGACAGAUGUACAUAGACCUUGAUCUAAUCUCCAGAUUUAACAUCGAGAUGAAUGUGUUACAUCAGUGGCUGUAUGAGAUAUACAAAAAUUAUAACCAAGUGCCUUUUCACAAUUUCAAACACUGUUUCAUGGUUGCCCAAAUG
Messenger RNA from Saccostrea cuccullata (small rock oyster), 866 nucleotides. RefSeq names its product high affinity cGMP-specific 3',5'-cyclic phosphodiesterase 9A-like. NCBI's taxonomy places the organism in Eukaryota, Metazoa, Mollusca, Bivalvia, Ostreida, Ostreidae. The transcript has 7 exons. Gene Ontology annotation, molecular function: 3',5'-cyclic-GMP phosphodiesterase activity. Gene Ontology annotation, biological process: cGMP catabolic process; signal transduction. The annotation marks the transcript as partial. The record is from RefSeq and is a predicted model, not a curated record.